ACUGAAGGUCAGCGGUUGGGCUUGGAGCGUUGGCUCGAGGUUCUAUAUAAGUUGGGAUGUCUGUUCCCAAACAUCAUCAGUUACCUCACGAAUCUUCUCAAGCAAUCAGCAGCAUUCGCUUCAAAUAUACCAAUAUCAAAAUGUUCAAAUUCAUCGCCGUCGUUGCUCUCCUGGUCGCCACCGCCAGCGCUGGUCUGAUCGAGACUCACCAUGUGGUGCACGAGCCCGUCCUGGCCAAGGUUGGAUCCGUAGUUCACUCAGCUCCCUCGGCGGUUUCCCACCAGAGCAUCACCCAGGUGCACAGCAAGGCGGUGGUGCAGCCCGUGGUUGCUCCCAUCGUGAAGACCACCACCUACUCCCAUCCCGCCGUUGCCGUCCACGCUGCUCCAGUGGUUCACUCCGUGCCCGUUGUCCACGCCGCUCCAGUGGUUCACUCCGUUCACUCCGCUCCUGUAGUGCACUCUGUGCCUCUGGUCCACUCUGCUCCCCUCGUCAAGUCGGUGGUGCACUCCGCUCCUCUGGCCUACACCCUGCACCACUAAAGCCUGUAAAUUCUUUGUUUGUUAACCGAUUAUAUAAAAGUAAAAUAAAAUUCUGAAAAGUAUUAUUGAUCCUAAA
Drosophila simulans is the source of this 618-nucleotide messenger RNA. Its product is annotated as A-kinase anchor protein 14. Lineage: Eukaryota; Metazoa; Arthropoda; Insecta; Diptera; Drosophilidae. The transcript is spliced from 2 exons. The record is from RefSeq and is a predicted model, not a curated record. Bases 57 to 542 code for a protein of 161 amino acids.